This is a messenger RNA of Aspergillus aculeatinus CBS 121060, 798 nucleotides long. RefSeq lists its product as uncharacterized. Bases 175 to 630 code for a protein of 151 amino acids. NCBI's taxonomy places the organism in Eukaryota, Fungi, Ascomycota, Eurotiomycetes, Eurotiales, Aspergillaceae. The transcript has a single exon. The record is from RefSeq and is a predicted model, not a curated record.
CCCGCCAGCAACUCAGCCCCCUCUCACCUACCACUCUGGUGACUCUCUCUCUGCUGCUGCUGCUGCUGCUGCUGCUCUAACAAGUCGCCCUUCUCGCCCCCUCCGACUUCGCCUUAACUUUCAAACCCAUAUCACAACCCCGACCACAAAUCCCACAAAAUCUCACCCCGCACAAUGGACGCACGCAAGUCCAACUGCAACGACGCCGAUAUCACCAGCGAGAGCACAUGCUGGCAAGAAGCCUCCGCGCGGCUGCGCACGGAACACCCGCAUCUCCACGCGCAAUUCGAAGGGCCAUCUGGCGCCGAUCUGUCCGGCCAAAUCGCGCAGUCGAUCAUGGACGCCUGCCAAAAUCACACGGUCGACAAAGAUCCCCCUUCCGCGUGGACGCAUCGCGAUGCACACGAGAAAGCCAGAGUGCGACGGCGGGCCAUGGACACGAUCCUCCGAGCCGUGACGGUGUUCAGGGAUGUGGGCAGCGCGGUCGCGAAUCUCGACCCGUCCCAUGUCGGGAUCGCGUGGGCGGGCGUGAAUUUGAUUUUGCAGGUAUUCAUUCCAUGUUCGAAAACCCCUGGGGAAGAUUCGCUCGAGAUGGCUAGCUCACCCGGAAAGCGUCACAGCUCGUGUUGAGUGGCGCCGAGCAGAACGCUGCCGCGCUGCAGGGGCUCGCGCACAUCUCGCCCAUCAUCACGAGAUAUGCGAAAGUGGAGGAGAUAUACAUGGAGCAACGACGGAAGAAUGAUGCGGUCACUUUCGAAAAAGACUUCAGGGCGCAGGUUGUCAAACUCUACGUCGGUA